Phasianus colchicus (ring-necked pheasant) is the source of this 3657-nucleotide messenger RNA. It is a transcript of the gene GABRG3, whose product is annotated as gamma-aminobutyric acid type A receptor subunit gamma3. The record is from RefSeq and is a predicted model, not a curated record. NCBI's taxonomy places the organism in Eukaryota, Metazoa, Chordata, Aves, Galliformes, Phasianidae. Gene Ontology annotation, biological process: chloride transport; monoatomic ion transmembrane transport; gamma-aminobutyric acid signaling pathway. Gene Ontology annotation, cellular component: membrane. Gene Ontology annotation, molecular function: GABA-A receptor activity; extracellular ligand-gated monoatomic ion channel activity.
UCGGCAGCCCGGGGGGUACGGCCAGCGGCAGCCGGGCAGCGCGAGAGGCCGCCCCGCCGCCGGCUGCGGGAAGCGGCUCUUAGCGGAGCGCGGAGCUGCACCUGGCCCGGAGGGUCCCCGCCGGGGUUUCCCCUCAGCCCGCUUCUUUGCCUUUUUUUUUUGUCUUUUUUUUUACCUUCCCCCUCUCCUCCCUCCCUCCCCUCCCCUCCCGGAGCAUUGCGAACGGGGGUAUUUUCUUCGGGGUAUAAAGCUGAGAAUAGACGGGAGGAGAGCCUCAGAGCUUCACCUCGUUGCCUCAUCCCCGUUCGCAUGCGAACCUCCUGCAACAUCUCCUUCCUCCUGCUCCUCUCACCUGGCCGCCUCUGCCCAGAUCAUGUCCGCUAAGCUCCUGCUGGUUUUCUUCCUCCUCUCAGUGUUCCACGCCCGUUCCAGAAAGGUUGAAGAGGAUGAAUAUGAAGAUGGAACAACCAACCAAAAAUGGGUUUUAGCUCCAAAAACACAAGACACAGAUGUGACCUUGAUACUAAACAAGCUGUUGAGAGAGUAUGACAAAAAACUACGGCCGGAUAUUGGAUUAAAACCAACAGUUAUUGAUGUUGACAUUUAUGUCAACAGCAUUGGUCCUGUAUCAUCAAUAAAUAUGGAAUAUCAAAUUGAUAUAUUUUUUGCUCAGACGUGGACAGACAGCCGUCUUCGCUUCAACAGCACCAUGAAAAUACUGACUCUGAACAGCAACAUGGUUGGUUUGAUCUGGAUCCCAGACACAAUAUUUCGGAACUCCAAAACAGCAGAAGCACACUGGAUCACCACCCCAAACCAGCUGCUCCGGAUAUGGAAUGACGGCAAGAUCCUGUACACCCUCAGGCUUACCAUCAAUGCUGAGUGCCAGCUGCAGCUACAUAAUUUCCCAAUGGAUGAACACUCAUGUCCACUGAUAUUCUCAAGCUAUGGCUAUCCUAAAGAAGAAAUGAUUUACAGAUGGAGAAAAAACUCAGUGGAAGCUGCUGACCAGAAGUCUUGGAGACUCUAUCAGUUUGACUUUAUGGGUCUCAGAAAUACUUCAGAAAUUGUGAACACCUCUGCAGGUGAUUAUGUAGUCAUGACUAUAUACUUCGACUUAAGUAGAAGAAUGGGAUACUUCACUAUUCAAACAUACAUUCCCUGUAUAUUAACUGUUGUUCUUUCCUGGGUGUCCUUUUGGAUUAAAAAAGAUGCCACACCAGCAAGAACAGCAUUAGGUAUUACAACAGUAUUGACCAUGACAACUUUGAGCACCAUUGCAAGAAAGUCAUUACCCCGUGUCUCCUAUGUCACCGCUAUGGAUUUGUUUGUGACUGUAUGCUUUCUAUUUGUAUUUGCUGCUCUGAUGGAGUAUGCAACACUCAACUACUACUCCAGCUGCAGGAAACCAAACUGUACUAAGAAGAAAAAGUCGCUACCUGAUGUCAGUUUUGGUCAUGUGAUGAAUUAUUCUGUACUUGAUAUGAGACCACCAACUACAGUCAUCACAUUGAACAAUGCCAUGUAUUGGCAAGAAUUUGAAGAGGCAUGUGUCUAUGAAUGUCUGGAUGGGAAAGACUGCCAGAGUUUUUUCUGUUGUUAUGAAGAAUGUAAAUCAGGCUCGUGGAGGAGAGGACGGAUUCACAUAGACAUCUUAGAAUUGGACUCUUACUCUAGGGUCUUUUUUCCUACAUCCUUCCUGCUCUUUAACCUGGUCUACUGGGUUGGAUACCUCUAUCUUUAAAAGUUGCCUGUAGUGGUGAAGACUGCUGUGUUUUCACACUGAGGAGAGAUGGUAAAAGUGCAGCAAAAGUGAAGGACAUGGUCAGUUUCAUCUCAAAUUACAAAGGCCACAUUAACCUUCACCGUCACAGAGUGUGAUGAAGAAUUUUAAUUCCCUAAAAAAGAAAAAAUGGAAGAAUUAUCUCCUUACUGCUAUUCAUUUUAAGGGAAAGAUUCUUAAAAAUUCAGCUGAAUUUGUAGUGUAAGCGAUGUUUAUGAAUAAUUAUUGUAUAUUAGAAUUCUUACUAUUCUCCCUUGACAUAGAAGCUAUACACAAUUCUGUCAAAGGUUAAGUAUGUCAUUUUGUUCUUCAUUCCCAUAGUUUCUUCAAAAUAAUGCCAUAUCCCUGGGGCUUAGAGCAACACACACUGGCAUUAGCAAAUAAGCUAAAGCCAAUGAAACUACUCAUUUGUAUUUAAACUUACUUGAGCUAUGUCCCAUAAGUUCUGGGAAAUAUUUUCUUGAUUAUCUCCUUGAUAUAGAGAAACCAACAAAAGACACUAAUCUAUGUCUCUGGUGAGAUCAAAAUAGAGAAGUUACUUUCUGCACAGGUCUGGGAAUCAUGGAAUUAGAUGCCUACUUACAUGUAUUUGUUUUAAUUUGAGGUGAAAAUAACACUAAUAUUUUGAUAAAAAUAAAUGACUUGCCUAUCUCUGCACACAGGCAGCUGUAGGCAUAACUUCUACAGUUUUUCAAGAUUUUAACUGUCUUUUUUAUGACUGGUUAAACACAGGAUGGUCAUUGAAUUCUAAAGUACUUCUACUUGAAGCAGGACAAGAUCCUUCUUGUGUCAUUGUAGCAGAUCACAGUUGAUAGGCCAGGAGUAAAAAUCACUAUAAUAGCACUAGUAAUAUGUGACUUUCUUCAGAUUGAAGUGUACUAAAAAGUGCCCUCAUUCUUAUGCAUUCUUAUUUUUUUUUCUCAAUGUUAUUUUACAAAAUUAAAACAAACAAACAAACAAAAAAAACAAAACAAAAAAACACCUAGUUGCCAAAGGACAUUUUUAUUUCUUCCAUAGAAUUAAAUAUUGCAGACCUUAUCUACGUUCCCUGGAUCUGACCAGAAGAUUGAAUACAUUUUUGAAAAUUAAACUGUCACCCUUGGAUUAAAGUUGGAGUAGUUGCCACAUGUAGCAAAGGUUGAAAGGAUUUUUCCUGAACUACCAACUGUAUUUUAGUCUAGAAACUUAUUUUGUAGUUUUCAAACUUUUGACCAUUAAAUUCUUAAAAUACACAUUUUUUACAAACAAUUUGGUUUUCGUUGUCAAACUGAAUUGCUUCUUUUACAGACUGUCUCAAUAAUUGUACUUAAGCAAAGAAAGUAUUCAAAAAUCAGUAAAAAGGUCUUUCAGUGGCAAAUAGUUACAAAUCGUUGAUGAUAAACCAUACCUAAAAACUACAUUGUAUUUUUUUCUCUUCUGAAAGACUUGAUUAUUUUUUUUCUCACCUCAAAAGAAAAGAAAGAAAAGAAGUAGAUUUGAUUGAAAAGCAGUUCCUUUUCUCCUUGAGAGAAAAACAGAAAUGCUGUCAUGUUCUUUGGAACAUCACUGCCUGUCAAUGCUGUUUCCCUAUGUUUCCAGUGAAUUUUAGUGGUGAACAAUCGCAAAUAAGAAAGAUAAAUGCAGUUUAUCUUCUGUUUUUCACUUGUCCAAAAUAUAAGAAACUGGGGAUAGGUUUAGAUGGGGGAAGGAAACCACAUCUCCAAAGACUAAAAGUAAAAGAAGCAAAGAGAAGAAAUGUUUGUGGGCAAUAUCAAAACCUUACUCUUUACAAAACCUCUGAUGACCUGAUUUCAAAAUACAUCUUGAAAUUUUGAUAGCUGUCAGUAGCAAAUUACUCUGUAAACCUAUUAUCCAGUAAAUCUCUGUGUCCUGCA